AUGCGCGGCGGAACAUGUAAGGACACAUCCCGCGAGCUGCCGCCCAGCGCGCACGCCGCCGAGCCGCGGGGAGCGGAGCGAGCGAGCCGCCAGCGGACGGACGGACGGACGGACGGACGGACGGACGGUGGGGCGCGCGGACCCAGCAGGAGCGGCGGGGAGGACGGCGAGCGGCCUGAGGCACCCGGUGGGCACACGGCGGGCCCGGCCCGGGUAGCGGCGUCCCGAGAGCGCGCGGGGCCCAUCGGGGGCGCACGCCGGCGGAGCGCGCGGGGCCCAUCGGGGGCGCACGCAGGCGGAGCUCCGCGCGCCGUCUCCGGGGCGCACGCACGGGUAGCCCGCUUGGGCUCCGGAGCUCCGCGCCGGCGGGCCGGGAGGGGCGCCGCGCCUCCUCGCACCCCCGGGGCUCCCAUGACGGCGGCGGCGGCGGUGCUGAAGGAGGGCGUGCUGGAGAAGCGCAGCGGGGGGCUGCUGCAGCUGUGGAAGCGCAAGCGCUGCGUGCUCACCGAGCGCGGGCUGCAGCUCUUCGAGGCCAAGGGCGCCGGCGGCCGGCCCAAAGAGCUCAGCUUCGCCCGCAUCAAGGCCGUGGAGUGCGUGGAGAGCACCGGGCGCCACAUCUACUUCACCCUGGUGACCGAGGGCGGAGGUGAGAUCGACUUCCGUUGCCCCCUCGAAGACCCCGGCUGGAAUGCGCAGAUCACCCUGGGACUGGUCAAGUUCAAGAACCAACAGGCCAUCCAGACCGUGCGGGCCCGGCAGAGCCUGGGGACCGGAACCCUCGUGUCCUAAACCACCGGGGUACCACCUCGCCUUCAUGCUCCCCACCACCGAGGUGCCGGGAGGCCACGCCAGCUUCUGUGCCCGCUUGGGCUGGUGAGGGCGAAGCUGUGGUCAUGGACGAGGCGAGGGAGCUGACGGAGUCGAUGGGUCAGGACAGAAGGAAGACCUUGCGGGGCUGAGGAUGAAGAUUCAGCUCCUGGACACUCAACACUCUUACACCCAGCUCAGCUCCGGGGCUCCCCGCCGUGGCCCCUGUAUCGCGCGCACGGCAGAGCACUGUCCUCAGAGCCCCUCUCCGGUGGGCCUCCGUCAGUUCUGCAGACUGCUGUUGACCCCUGGCUUUGUGUCUUGUCGCUUGUGGGGUGCCAAGCCAACGCCUCAGGACUCGAGAGGGUCGCCUGGCAUCCGGAGGACAAGAACCCUUGAACCCGUCUCUGGACUCAGCUUGAGGAGGGGGAGCUGCUGGGCCUGAGGCCCACGUGUGGGGGGGUUUCCUGCUGCUUGUGCCCUUUUGGGACCCCCUCUGAUCCAGGCCCUCUCUUUGCACACUUCUUUCCCCACCUCUACCCACCUUCCCCCCCCCCCCCACGGUGGUGCAGGGCCUGGAGGUGGUGGGGGCAGGGUAGGGGGUUGGCCAUUACCAUUUCAUGCCUAUUUCCCAAAUGAAGAUGCCUGGCAUAGGGCAGUAACCACACUGUCUGCCGACUGAAUUUCUUUGCCCACAAAGGCUCAGGGUUUAGGGCAUCUCCUUCGCCCACCUUCCUGGUCCAUUGCUAGCCUGGAUAAGGGGAGGGCUUGCAGGGCCAGUGGUCACUCGGGCCCCACGGAUGCCUCUUCUGUAGGAGUGACUUUGCCCCUGCCAUGGUAGGAGGUGGCUUUCCUGAGAAGAGCCUUUUCUCCCUGGUCAUUUACAUCCUCUGAGCUUCUGACCUAUCUUGUUCCCCUUCAGAUUUUUUUUUUCCUGCCUUCAAUCAAGAUUUCCCUGCCUUUGUGUCCCAGACCCUCAGUCCUCAGAAUUAUCUUUCACUGGGAUGUGAACUGCCCUUCACAGUUGUACGUGAAUUUCUUAUUCACAAAGGAACUCUUAGCAUUCUUGCUCAUUUUGUCUCAUUAAUGCACACUCGGGGUAGCUUUA
Perognathus longimembris pacificus (Pacific pocket mouse) is the source of this 1915-nucleotide messenger RNA. RefSeq names its product pleckstrin homology like domain family A member 3 (gene Phlda3). Gene Ontology annotation, biological process: positive regulation of apoptotic process; negative regulation of phosphatidylinositol 3-kinase/protein kinase B signal transduction; intrinsic apoptotic signaling pathway in response to DNA damage by p53 class mediator. Gene Ontology annotation, cellular component: plasma membrane. The coding region runs from base 1 to 789 and encodes 262 amino acids. The transcript is spliced from 2 exons. The record is from RefSeq and is a predicted model, not a curated record. Gene Ontology annotation, molecular function: phosphatidylinositol phosphate binding. NCBI's taxonomy places the organism in Eukaryota, Metazoa, Chordata, Mammalia, Rodentia, Heteromyidae.